AAAGGAAAGUGAUCCGAGAAGAUGCGUGCUUUUCGAGAAACCCGAGAAUUUUCAAAACAAAUAUCCCACAUCUGAUUUAUGAAGAAUCUGUCUAAUAAUGAUCUUCAAGGAGAAUUACCAUCUCUAGACCAGGCAGUGAUGGAAAAUACCAGAGCAAAUGAUAUACACAAGCGAGUUCCCUUUUUAGUACCGUUUACUAGCAGGGUUAAGAUUUUCACUACACAACUAGCAGCAGCUAGGCAAAGGAAUGGAUCUCUUGCUGUUUUUGCCAGAAACCGGUUUAGAAUUCGACGAAAUCAUAUAUUGGAAGAUGCUUUCAGUCAGAUGAGUGCAUUGUCUGAAGUUGAUCUUCGAGGAUCGAUACGUGUGUCUUUUGUUAAUGAAUUUGGAGUUGAGGAGGCAGGAAUUGAUGGUGGUGGUAUUUUUAAAGAUGUCAUGGAGAACAUUACACGGGCAGCCUUUGACGUGCAGUAUGGUUUAUUUAAGCAAAUCGCUGACCAUUUGCUCUACCCCAAUCCUGGUUCGGGAAUGAUACAUGAGCAACAUCUCCAGCUUUUCCAUUUCCUCGAAGUUCUUUUGGCAAAGGAGCAUUAUGUCAUUGAGAUGUUUUGGGAAGUUAUCAAAAGUUUCUCCGUGGAAAACCAAAAGAAAUUUCUGAAGUUUGUAACUGGUUGCUCUCGAGGACCUCUUCUUGGCCUUAAAUAUCUUGAGCCAUGUUUUUGCAUACAAAGGAAAUUGGUGUUUUGUUCAUUUUUCUCCAUUUCCUGGCAAGGAGCAGCUGGCAAACAAAUUUCUUUAUGCCAUAAAUGCGGAUGCUGGUUUUGAUCUAAGCUAAUGGAUGUUGUUGUUUUACCCUUCUUCUUGUUGAUAUACCUUUCGUAACAUCCUUUCAUCCCUAAUCUCAUCCUCGACCACAACCACUGCUUUGACCACGAUCGUCUCUCCGAAGAUUUGUGAGGUAUGUUCUUGGAUUGGUUUGACAUUCUACUUUUCUCCCAUUUUCAAUAAAUACUAAUCACCGCUUCAUCUCUAAUCUCAUCCUCGGCCAUGCCCUGAUUUUGUCUAAUUUUGUUUUCUGUUAUUUUGUGAAAUUCUUAUUUUUCUUGUGAUCUUUACAUGUAGAGAUAGGAAGAAAUAUCAUGCUCCAAAUACUAGUCCUUAUGUUUCAAUUGGCGUUAGAUUUAUUUAUGUGUCCCAAGAAAAUCGAUCACAUUGCACGAUACCUUGAGCUCCUUCGGUAAAAUCUGAAUCAAAAGUGCCUCCACUACUCAUUGUAAACAUUGAUCAGUUGAUUAAGGAUCCUCUAGAAUCUGAUCUUAAUACCGCUUUCAGACAAGGGAGGAUUUAAUUACUGAGAAACAAGUCUCUUUAUUUCCCUCACAAGCUCGACAAUGUGAAGUUCCAGAUCGCUUGAAGUCAAUUGUUGAGCGAUGUGGAACUACUUUGGUUUGAGUAUAGAAUAACUUGAUCUUGGUUUUUCAGCCAAUUAUCUUUUAGGUUUGUUUUAGUGGAUCACAUGAGGUUCGACGAAUGCUUUUAUUAUUUUGGCCCUCUAAAGUUCUUAUGAAAUAUUCUGGUUCUAGUCACUCACUCAAGAUCGAAGGAUGACUUGGGAGGGAUAUUUUUUUCAACAAAGCUGCAUUGUUGUUAGCUCUCCCUUGGUGUUUCCUUCCAUCUAGUCUGAAGUUUUUAGUCUGCAAUUUUCAGCUGAUUUUGGGCUUCUUGUUGAAAGGUUUUAAGUUCGCUUUGUUCUCAGUUUUCUAUUGUUUUCUCAGGAUUUUGAUUGUUUUGUUCAAUUUGUCUGUACUUUUGUUUUGGUCAUUCUUUUCGCUCUUAGUAUAAUUCUCCUAUAGUUUGAGCAUUAGUCUCUUUUACUUACAUC
This is a messenger RNA of Cucumis sativus (cucumber), 1882 nucleotides long. RefSeq names its product E3 ubiquitin-protein ligase UPL6-like. Lineage: Eukaryota; Viridiplantae; Streptophyta; Magnoliopsida; Cucurbitales; Cucurbitaceae. The record is from RefSeq and is a predicted model, not a curated record. Gene Ontology annotation, molecular function: ubiquitin protein ligase activity. The coding region runs from base 79 to 825 and encodes 248 amino acids. The transcript is spliced from 9 exons. Gene Ontology annotation, biological process: ubiquitin-dependent protein catabolic process; protein polyubiquitination.